AUGCCCUCCUCCCCCCGUGGAGCCUCGGCAGGGAAACCACUCGUGGAGGCAAGGGUGAUAUUCUCGGGCCCAGAUGGUAUACGUGAUUACAGAACAAGGAAGUCUGACCAUACUCACUACAUAGGGGUGACAUCUCCAGCAAUAGAGGGUACCAGCGAUGUUAACUACUUGUGGCGUCCAGCCCCCUGCCCUUCCUACGUAUCACUUCUUCGCAGAACUCACUACCCUGGAGAAAUUGGGUGGGGUGUGAUGGAACUCAGCCAUUUCACCUGGAAACAUCUCCAGAGUGGAGCACAGAUUAAGAGAGGACCGAUUCGACAGGCUGCUGAAGAUAAAGCAACACAUCGGUACCAAAACCCAUGGCAGCCCGCUCCCUUUAUUCUCGAACAACAAGGCCACAAUGCUAGGGCCAGGCUGGCCUGGGACACGGGCAGCUACGAAGGCUGCCUUCACCCAUGCAGCAAACGGGCUGCAGUGAUUGCGGCAUCCCAGGCACCUGCGCUUCCCAAAUCAAAAGACGGACAACCGACUGCAACUAUUAUAAGAGUCAUUUUCCAGCAUGUGGAUUACAAUCUUGCGGCCACUUAA
Messenger RNA from Chroicocephalus ridibundus (black-headed gull), 588 nucleotides. It is a transcript of the gene SPMIP2, whose product is annotated as sperm microtubule inner protein 2. The record is from RefSeq and is a predicted model, not a curated record. NCBI's taxonomy places the organism in Eukaryota, Metazoa, Chordata, Aves, Charadriiformes, Laridae. Bases 1 to 588 code for a protein of 195 amino acids. The transcript is spliced from 5 exons.